Messenger RNA from Pangasianodon hypophthalmus (striped catfish), 6635 nucleotides. RefSeq lists its product as uncharacterized. NCBI's taxonomy places the organism in Eukaryota, Metazoa, Chordata, Actinopteri, Siluriformes, Pangasiidae. Gene Ontology annotation, molecular function: nucleic acid binding; protein binding. The transcript has 25 exons. Bases 1 to 6042 code for a protein of 2013 amino acids. The record is from RefSeq and is a predicted model, not a curated record.
AUGUGGGAGAUUGAGGCAGUGGGUAAGGAGGACCAAUGCACCAAACCCGACACAGGUAAUGGACCCCCUGGCCUCACCUCUAUUGGGGUCACUCAUCCCGGUUCGCCUGCCACCCUGGUUCCUAGACUGCCUCCCACUCACGGUAACACCACCAUCCUCACUGCUGUGAACAUUUUUCCAAGGCAGUGCAAUUUGUGGCUCACCCUAAACUUCCCAGAGCUUGCGAGACUGCUGACCUCCUGGUCAAUCAUGUUUUCCCCCUGCAUGGAAUCCCCCUUGUCUCUGAUCAUGGACCCCAGUUCAUCUCUCAGUUUGUCCUCUGGCAUCCACCCCCAGACUAAUGGUCAGGCAGAGCACUCCAACCAGGACCUGCAAGCAGCUCUUCGGUGUGUCACAGCCAGUAACCCCUUGACCUGGAGCACUCAGCUGGCCUGGAUAGAUUAUGCUCACAAUUCCCUUUCUAGCACAGCUACCGGCAUGUCUCCCUUUGAGUGCUCUCUGGGUUAUCUGACUCCCCGUUUCCCGACAUUGCUGUCCCACCUGUUCAAGAUCACAUCUGUCAUUGCUGCAAGAUUUGGAGGAAUGCCUGCUCAGCGCUGCUCUGCUCAGGAGCUGGAGAAGAAAUUCAUUACACUGUUGAAAAAUGAGCUGAACAGGUUCAAGGAGCUACUUAAUGCUGAUUACUCAGCAUGCUCUGAGUGGGAGGAGGGGGAGGGGAAUCUGGACUGUGUUAGAGAGGGUAUGCUGAAGAUCACACUGCACAUCCUGAAGAACAUGAAGCAGAAAGAUCUCGCUGACACACUGCUGAUCAGUAAGAAGCUGGCCCCUGUGUAUCAGCGAAAGCUCAAAUCUAGACUUUUAGAUAAAUUUAAAAGAAUUAAUGAAGGAAUCUCACAGCAUGGGACAUCAGAACUUCUGAAUCAGAUCUACACAGAGCUCUACAUCACAACGGGUUGGAGUGGAGAUGUCAAUAAUGAGCAUGAGGUGAGACAGAUUGACAAAGCGUCCAGGAGACUAGCAACAGAAGAGACACUCAUCAACUGUAAUGACCUCUUUAAAGACAAGUCCAUCAGAAGUGUACUGACUAAAGGAGUAGCUGGAAUUGGAAAAACAGUCUCUGUGCAGAAGUUCAUUCUGGACUGGGCUGAAGGAAAAGCAAAUCAGGAUGUCAUCUUCAUGUUUCCACUUCCCUUUAGAGAGCUGAAUUUGGUGAAGCAGGAAAACAUAAAUCUGAUGAGCCUUCUUUAUCAGUUUUUCCCCGAAAUUAAGGACUUGGAAGUAAUAGACAGUGAUACCUACAAAGUCUUGUUCAUCUUUGAUGGUCUGGAUGAGUGUCGACUUCCUCUAAAUUUCCAGAACAAUGAGAGAUUGUGUGAUGUGACAGAGUCAGCCUCAGUGGAUGUGCUGCUGACAAACCUCAUCAAGGGGAAUCUGCUUCCCUCUGCUCUCCUCUGGAUAACUACUCGACCAGGAGCAGCCAGUCAGAUCCCUCCUGAGUGUGUAGACCAGGUAACAGAGAUACGAGGCUUCAGUGAUCCUCAGAAAGAGGAGUACUUCAUGAAGAGGAUCAGUGAUAAGAAUCUGGCCAAUAAAAUCAUCACACACAUGAAUUCUUCCAGAACUCUCUACAUUAUGUGCCACAUCCCAGCUUUCUGCUGGAUUUCAGCCAAGGUUCUAGAGAGAAUGUUGGGUGAAGCAGAGAGUGGAGAGAUCCCCAAGACUCUGACUCAAAUGUUCACACACUUCCUGAUCUUUCAGAUCAAACAUAAGGACCAAAAGUACCAUGGAACAUAUGAACUUGAUCCUCAUCAGACCAGAGAGAGUAUCCUAUCUUUGGGAAAACUGGCUUACCAACAACUGGAAAAAGGAAACCUGAUCUUCUAUGAAGAAGACCUCAGAGAGUGUGGCAUUAAUGUUAGAGAAGUGGCAGUGUACUCAGGAGUGUGUACCCAAAUAUUUAGAACAGAGUUUGGACUCUACCUGGGGAAGAUGUUCAGCUUUGUGCAUCUGAGUGUUCAGGAGUUUUUGGCUGCAUUAUAUUCAUUUCUUGACAAAAACCGAAAAAAAGACCAAGCCACUGAUCUGUCUGGUCUUUUCAACACAUCAGAAAUGUCUGACUUUCUCAAGAGCACAGUGGACCAGGCCUUACAGAGUGAAAAUGGACACUUGGAUCUUUUCCUUCGCUUCCUUCUGGGCCUGUCAUUGGAGUCUAAUCAGAAGCUCAUUCGAGGUCUUCUGACACACACAGAAAGAAGCUCUGACUGCCAAAAGGACAUAGUUGAGUACAUCAAGUCCAAACUUGAACAAAAUCUAUCUCCAGAGAGAUCAAUCAAUCUGUUCUACUGUCUGAACGAGUUAAAUGAUGAUUCACUAGUGAAAGAGAUCCAAAGCUACAUGAACUCAGGACGUCUCUCUGAAGCUGAGCUCUCACCUGCUCAGUGGUCUGCUCUGGUCUUUGUGUUGCUGACAUCAAAGGAGGAGAUGGAAGUGUUUGAGCUACAGAAGUUCAUAAAGUCAGAUGAAUGCUUCAAGAGACUGCUACCAGCUGUCCAGCAAGCCACAACAGUUUUGCUCAGUGAGUGUAACCUGACAGAGAGAAGCUGCUCAGCUUUACACACAAUUCUCAGCUCAGAAUCCUCCAAGCUGACUGAAGUGGAUCUGAGUAAUAAUCGUCUGAAGGAUUCAGGGGUGAAGCUGCUUUGUACUGGACUGAAGAGUCCAAACUGUAAACUGGAGAAACUGAGUCUCAGUAAGUGUAACCUGUCAGAAAGAAGCUGCUCGGCUUUACACACAGUUCUCAGCUCAGAAUCCUCCAAGCUGACUGAGGUGGAUCUGAGCAGAAAUCCUCUGAAGGACUCAGGAGUGAAGCUGCUUUGUGCUGGACUGAAGAGUCCAAACUGUAAACUGGAGAAACUGAGACUUUCAGACUGCAGUAUAACAGAGGAAGGAUAUGCUGCUCUGGCAGAAGCUCUGAAAUCAUCCUACUUGAUAGAGCUGGAUCUCAGAGGGAAUUACCCUGGAGCAUCAGGAGUGAAGCUGCUCACUGAUUUACAGCAGGAUCCAAACUGUAAACUGGAGACACUGAGGCUCUGUGAGUGUAAUCUGACAGAGAAAGGAUGUUCAGCUCUGCUCACAGCUCUCAGAUCAGAAACCUCCAUCCUGAGGGAGCUGAAUCUGAGUAAGAACAGAAUUCAGGAUUCAGGAGUGAAGCUGCUCUGUGCAGAACUGAAUAAUCCACACUGUAAACUGGAGACCGUGAGGCUCUGUGAGUGUAAUCUGACAGAGAAGGGAUGUUCAGCUCUGCUCACAGCUCUCAGAUCAGAAUCCUCCACCCUGGAGGAGCUGAAUCUGAGUAAGAACAGAAUUCAGGAUUCAGGAGUGAAGCUGCUCUGUGCAGAACUGAAGAAUCCAUGCUGUAAACUGGAGACUGUGAAGCUCAGGGAAUGUAACCUGACACAGAGAAGCUGCUCGGAUUUACGGACAGUUCUAAGCUCAAAAUCCUCCAAACUGACUGAGGUGGAUCUGAGCAGUAAUCCACUGGAGGACUCAGGAGUGAAGCGGCUUUGUGCUGGACUGAAGAGUCCAAACUGUAAACUGGAGAAACUGAGACUUUCAGACUGCAGUAUAACAGGGGAAGGAUACAUUGCUCUGGCUGAAGCUCUGAAAUCAUCACACCUGACAGAGCUGGAUCUCAGAGGGAACGACCCUGGAGCAUCAGGAGUGAAGCUGCUCACUGUUUUACUACAGGAUCCAAACUGUAAACUGGAGACACUGAGACUUGCAAACUGUAAUAUUAAACAGGAAGGAUACACUGCUCUGGCUGAAGCUCUGAAAUCAAAUCCCUCAUCACAUCUGAUAGAGCUUGACCUCAGAGGGAAUGACCCCGGACAAUCAGGAAUGAAGCAGCUCAGGAAUUUAAUGAAUGAUCCAAAAUGUAAACUGAAGACACUGAGGUUGUUGAAAAGUCCUGAUGCACAGAAAGCUUUUGAUCAUCUGAGUGAAGUUCUAGGUAUAAACCCGGUACUGCAGACAGAUCUGGAUCUGAGUGGAAAAAUAAAAGGAGACUCCGGAGUAGAGGAGCUCUCUGCUUUAUUGAAGGAUCUACUGAAGGAUCCACACUGCAGACCUGAAAAACUUCAGCUUAGUGAGUGUAAUCUGACAGAGAAAGGAUGUUCAGCUCUGCUCACAGCUCUCAGAUCAGAAUUCUUCACACUGAGGGAGCUGAAUCUGAGUAAUAACAGGAUUCAGGAUUCAGGAGUGAAGCUGCUCUCUGCAGAACUGAAGAAUCCACACUGUAAACUGGAGACUGUGAGACUUUCAGACUGCAGUAUAACAGGGGAAGGAUACACUGCUCUGGCUGAAGCUCUGAAAUCAUCACACCUGAUAGAGCUGGAUCUCAGAGGGAAUGACCCUGGAGCAUCAGGAGUGAAGCUGCUCACUGAUUUACUGCAGGACCCUGAAUGUAAUCUAACAACACUGAGUUUCUUGAAAAGUGCUGAUGCAGAUGAAGCCUACAAGUGUCUAACUAACAUUGUAGGUGAAAACCCCUUACUGAACAGGGAGCUGGAUCUGAGCAACAAAACACCUGAAGACGUCAAAGUGAAACAGCUCUCGGCUCUGCUGCAGGAUCCACGUUACAAACUACAGAAAUUUAGGUUAUAUAAAGAAGACAGUAUUACAGAGAAUGACUGUUUAAUUUUGACUUCUGCUCUGGUUUUAAAUCCUUCACACCUGAGAGAGCUGAAUCUAAAUGGGAAUAAACCAGGAGAGUGUGGACUGAGAAAUCUGUGUGAUUUCCUGAAGAAUCCUAAAUGUAAACUGCAGAAACUAAAAAUACAGAACAGUCUAAGUGGAAAAUCUUGUGCUGAUUUGGCUUCAGCUCUCUGUACAAAUCCAUCACACAUCAGAGAGCUGGAUCUGAGUUGGUGUAAACUAGGAGACUCAGGAGUGGAGAAGCUCUGUGAUCUACUGAAGAAACAUGAGUGUAAACUGGAGAAACUGCUACUACGGAACAGUGUAAAAGGAAAAUCCUGUGCUGAUUUGGCUUCAGCUCUCUGUACAAAUCCAUCACACAUCAGAGAGCUGGAUCUGAGUUGGUGUAAACUAGGAGACCUAGGAAUGAAGAAGCUCUGUGAUCUACUGAAGAAGCACGAGUGUAAACUGGAGAAACUGCUACUAAAGAAGAGUGUAAGUGAGAAAUGCUGUGCUGAUUUGUCUUCAGCUCUCUGUACAAAUCCAUCACACAUCAGAGAGCUGGAUCUGAGUUGGUGCAAACUAGGAAACUCAGGAGUGAAGAUGCUCUGUGAUCUACUGGAAAAACACGAGUGUAAACUGGAGAAACUGCUACUACAGAACAGUGUAAGUGGGAAAUCCUGGGCUUAUUUGUCUUCAGCUCUCUGUACAAAUCCAUCACAUAUCAGAGAACUUGAUCUGAGUUGGUGUAAACUAGGAGACUCAGGAGUGAAGAUGCUCUGUGAUCUACUGAAGAAACAUGAAUGUAAACUGGAGAAACUGCUACUACAGGACAGUGUAAAUGGAAAAUCCCACACUGACUUGGCUUCAGCUCUCUGUUCAAAUCCAUCACACAUCAGAGAGCUGGAUCUGAGUCGGUGUAAACUGGGAGACUCAGGAGUGAAGAAGCUUUGUGAUCUACUGAAGAAACACGAGUGUAAGCUGGAGAAACUACUACUGUGUAACAGUGUAAGUGAGAAAUUCUGCACUUAUUUGGCUUCAGCUCUCUGCAGAAAUCCAUCACACAUCAGAGAGCUGGAUCUGAGUGAGAGUGAACUAGGAGACUCAGGAGUGGAGAAGCUCUGUGAUCUACUGAAGAAAAAAGAGUGUAAACUGGAGACACUACGGUUAAUAAAGUGCAGAAUAACAGAUAGAGGCUGUGCUGCUCUGACUGCAGCUCUGAAGGUGAACUCCUCACAUCUGAAAGAGCUGUAUCUGAGCAAUAAUGAGCUGGGAACUUCAGUCACACAACUCAAGGAGUUACUGAAGCAUUCAGGAAGACAGCUACAACAUGAUAAACCCAUAUGGUGAAACAUUUCUACAAUGGUGCUAAUUGACCUGAAAAAAGCUUGGACGCCUUGGACGCCGAGUUCUCUAUAGUGCAGAAAGAACAAAGAUACACACAGAGAGGAAGUAGUGUGUACAGUAAUUUAGGAAGCAGUGUGGAUGAUGAUUAUACUCAGCAGAACCAGGGCAGUAGUGGGACAGUCACUGACUCCACAAGCCCAGAAAGUCUGCCUUCGAGCAGUUUAUAUAACAUCAGAGAACAGAAAAGGAGUAGACAAGACAAUAACACCAGUAAUACACAGAGGCAACAAAACAGCCUCUACACAAGCAAUUUGAUUAUAUGAAACAAAUAGUACUAGAUAAGCACCAGAGAAACUCAUCAAUGCAGGAGACAAAAGUGCCCUGUGUUCUGUAGGUAACUGACUCCUAUUUCAGUAAAUUCACUGGUCACUUUCUGGACAAUGAAGUAUUUCAAAUAGCAGGUGUUGUGUUUUCGCCAUGUUCUGAUUUAUGGUCCUUUGUUCUGCAGUACCCUUUAACCCUAACUCUCUUAUUCAGUACAAAUGGAAAUAAAUCUUAUAAAAAAGUAAGAGAAGAGGAAGUCUGACUCUGUUCUA